This is a messenger RNA of Solenopsis invicta (red fire ant), 3498 nucleotides long. RefSeq lists its product as uncharacterized. The coding region runs from base 1 to 3498 and encodes 1165 amino acids. The transcript has a single exon. Lineage: Eukaryota; Metazoa; Arthropoda; Insecta; Hymenoptera; Formicidae. The record is from RefSeq and is a predicted model, not a curated record.
AUGAACGAACUUCUCGACCAGCAAAUAACCGCCCUUCAAAUAAUAGGAAGGUCGCUAUCUAACUUCAAGAAGAUAGGAAAAAACAACUACACGCCGGCCAUGAUCCGACAGCGGAUGACAACGCUAAAGGACACUUGGGCGACAUGCCUCGCCAGGCAUGCCCGAUUGCUACAAACCGUCCCGGAAGAAAACCGAGCCACCCUAACGUACUUCAGGGAAUUGCAGCUCGAGCUAAACCAGGAGGUCUACGAAACCACGCUCGAUUACAUGGCCACCUGCCUCGAGGAACUGGAGCCACCAGUACCAGCAUCAUCGUCACCAUUACAUUCGAUAAGUACAUUCGAAAAAGCGUCCUUUUCCUUGAAUCAUCUUCCUCCGAUCAGGCUUCCCCCGUUUUCCGGGAAUCUUGAUGAAUGGGAGAAUUUCCGAGAUCGAUUCACGUCUCUCAUCAUACAGAACAAUGACCUCACUGCAUUCUCAAGGAUGCAUUUUCUUGCAUCCAGUCUUAGCGGUCGUGCGCUUGACACGAUAAAGUCAAUUCAAGUCACCGCGGCUAACUUUGAAAUAGCGUGGAAAACGCUGGUGUCACGCUACGAUAAUACGCGACGGCUCGUCGAGGUACACGCAUCCGCGCUCUUCAACCUUCCGUCGGUCGGUCGCGAGUCCGCGCUCGAAUUGAACGAACUUCGUGACAGAGCCAAUCGGUCAAUCGCGUCAUUGAGAAACUUGAAUCGAUCUAAUGACGAGAUACUCAGCGACUUGCUGGUGUACAGCGUGACUCAACGACUCGAUCACGCAAUCAGGAAGGCGUGGAGGCUUAAAACGGGCGACGACGCGAGCGUUCCGACAUACGAAGCCCUUGACAAGUUCCUUGAGACGCGUGUUCGCGCUCUUGAGGAAUUGACCCCUCAAGGUUCUUCGAAGCACGCCCGUACAGCCAGAGUAACGAGCGCGUCUACAACCGCUUCGAGUCCAGCGUGCCCCCUCUGUGCCGCGUCUCAUUUCAUUAAUCGGUGUCCGCAAUUUUUAAAGAAGACGCCGACUCAAAGAAUGGAAGUCAUUAAACAAGCAAACAGAUGCCUCAACUGCUUGAGUUACAAACACGCUGCUCAAGCGUGUCCAAGCCGAUAUUCAUGCCGUACAUGCCAAAAUAGACAUCAUUCCAUGCUUCAUAAUGACUCGGCCUCUUCUUCCUCAAAUGCGACUAGUUUAAGUUUAACGACCACCUCAGACAUCUCCGCCGAAAAUAAAAACAACGAUCACGUUUCCGCUCUAUGCUCAACUCUGCCGUUCGCUGCGCGAAAGCGCGUAUUGCUCGCGACCGCGCGCGUUAAUGUAAUAUCUCCGGCGAAUCGCAGGCUCGCGGUACGAGCACUCCUUGAUCAAGGCUCCGAAAUCACAUUCAUAAGUGAACGUCUCACGCAAACGCUACGGUUGCGCCGCUUCAGCAUGCCUCUCGAAAUCUCUACCGUCGGUGGAGUAAAUAUCGGUAAAAGCCGUUACGCCGCUCAGAUUCAGGUCGCUCCGAUCAACGGAUCAGCAUCGGCGCUCGCGACAACGGCGUCAAUUCUAAAGUCAUUAACGAAAUAUUCGCCAUCACAACCACGAAAUCAUAAUGAGUGGACUCAUCUAGCUCAUCUCGCGCUCGCUGAUCCGAUUCCCUUUAGCGCCGAACCUAUUGAUGCGAUAAUCGGAGCGGACCUCUAUAGCGAAAUGCUUCUCGACAAAGUAAUUAAAGGCGCACCUGGUCAACCAGCUGCGCAAGCAACUAUCUUUGGAUGGAUAUUGUCAGGUCCAACCUCCGAUCCCUCUCCUCCGGGUCACGUGAUCAGCGUUCGGCAUUGCGCCAGUACUGACACUCUGGAUCGCGACAUCCGGCGAUUCUGGGAGGUAGAGGAAGUUUCGCGUAAACCGCCGCUCACACCGGAAGAGCAGCAAUGCGAGGAUCAUUUCGCCAACACGCAUUCUCGCGGCCCUGAUGGACGAUAUAUUGUACGGUUGCCGUUUAAGCGUGGCCCUCCGAUCGAAAUUGGCAACUCACGAGCCACCGCGGAACGGUUACUCAGAGCGCUUCAUCGUCGUCUUUCGGUGCGACCCGAAUUGAAAAUCGAGUACUCACAUUUUUUGUGCGAUUAUGAAUCGUUGAAUCACAUGCACCGGGUGACAGAAGCGAACGACUCAUCUCAAACCGUGUAUAUCCCGCAUCACGCCGUUAUUCGGGAUGGCAGCGCGACGACACACCUUAGAGUAGUUUUCAACGCGUCAUGUCAAACUUCCAACGCAACCUCGCUCAACGACCAUCUCCUCGCAGGCCCAAAAUUGCAAGCAGACUUGUCGGCUGUCAUCCUACGUUGGCGGCUAUUUCGAUACGUUUACGCGGCUGAUAUCACAAAAAUGUAUCGGCAGAUUCAAAUCGAUCCUCGAGAUAUCGAUUACCAACGUAUUCUUUGGAACCCUGAACCCAACAAUCCUGUGCUAACAUAUCGGCUCUCGACCGUCACGUACGGCACCGCGUGCGCUCCUUUUCUAGCUCUGCGCGUGAUACGACAGCUGGUUGCGGACGACGGCGCCGCGUUUCCACUCGCCGCGUCGGUAUUAUCCGAAAACGUAUACGUGGAUGAUGUCCUGUUCGGCGCCGAAAGCGUGCCGCGCCUAAAGCAGAUUCGCACUCAAGUCUGUUCACUGCUGCGACAAGGCAAGUUCGAACUAAGAAAGUGGUCGAGCAAUUCAGCGGAGCUGCUGGACGAUAUCAGCGUUGAAGAUCACGGCAUCGCGUGCGACAAAACGUUGCAAUCCGACGAAAGCCUAAAGAUCUUGGGCAUCAUCUGGAGUCCAUCCACUGAUGUAUUUCAAUUUAAAGUCUCUUUUGAUUCGGCUCCGUCUACAACCAAACGAUCAAUUCUAUCCACCAUCUCAAAGCUCUUUGACCCUCUCGGGUGGAGCACACCAGUCACAGUCACAGCAAAAAUGUUUAUUCAAACAUUGUGGCAAUCUAAACUUGACUGGGACGAUGUUCUCCCUCCCGAUCUCUUAAUUCAAUGGGAGCGUAUUCAAUUUUCCCUCUCAGAGCUACACGGACUUUCAUUGCCUCGCUGGGUUCAGCACGAAGCUCAAACUGAGCAAUGCGAAUUGCACGGCUUCGCCGACGCAUCCGCGCAAGCAUAUGCUGCUGUGGUCUACCUCAGGCUGGUGUCUAAGUCCGGCGUCGUGACCACUCAGCUGCUUAUCGGGAAAUCUAAAGUCGCGCCGCUGACUCCUCUCAGUAUCCCGAGACUCGAACUACAAGCCGCAGUGCUACUCACUCGUUUAUUAGAAUUCGUCAGAACAACUCUCUCUCUCUCAACUGCUCCAUGUUAUUGCUGGACAGACUCUACCGUGGUCCUUGCGUGGGUGACCCAACACCCCUCCAGAUGGAAGACGUUCGUCGCGAAUCGCGUAUCCGAAGUUCAAACGCGAAUUCGCGACGAACGCCUCAUGGAGACACGUGACAACCGAUGA